Perkinsus marinus ATCC 50983 is the source of this 236-nucleotide messenger RNA. Its product is annotated as Protein FAM96B, putative. The annotation marks the transcript as partial. The transcript is spliced from 2 exons. NCBI's taxonomy places the organism in Eukaryota, Perkinsozoa, Perkinsida, Perkinsidae. The record is from RefSeq and is a predicted model, not a curated record.
AUACUCUGAUGAUGAAGUGGUCGCCGCCGAUCAUCUUGCUAGUUGUAUUAUGACUCCAAUAGAGAUGGAUGUAUGGGCAUCUAUUAAAAAUAUUAAAGAUCCUGAAUAUCCUAUGUGGACAUUAUCACAAUUAAGAAUUUGUUAUCCCACAGGUGUAUGCGUGAAAGAUGAUACUAUGAUGAUCGAAUUUACACCAACUGUAGAACAUUGUUCUCUAGCUACCUUGAUUGGUUUAU